AUGGAACCAACGAACGAGGCCCUAUCUCUGCGCCGAGGGCUGCGGUCAGCUGCACCAAGCAUUGAUACUAGACUGCCGACAACUUUCCCUGACUCUCGCGAAGAAGUCGAGGAGCAGGACCAUGAAGAUGUCGUCUUUAUGGAGGUUCGGCGUCGGGUCAAAACGCUCCCGGAGGAAGAUCAGCAAAACAUAUCCCCUAAUCACAAUGCAAGCUUCAUGUCGAACAACCAUGCCUUCCUCGCCAUCGGGCAGAAGCUCAAGGAGGUAAAUGACACGCUCGGGACCCUCCAGUCACUCGGCAUUCAACAUGUCGCUCAGCUUCCCGAGCUUGUACUUGUGGGCGACCAGUCUGCGGGCAAGUCGAGCAUCAUGUCGGCCAUCGCUGGGUUGAACUUACCGCACAACACGGGAGUGUGCACGAGAUGCCCUAUUCAUAUCAGAUCAUCCCGGUCCGCCAACACGGAGUGGUCCUGCAGGAUUACACUGCAACAGGACUACGCCUUCGUCCCAGGGGACGAACCUAUCACGCAAGAUGAUGUGACUCCUGCCAACCCCUUUCCGCCUUGGGUGAAGCAGAAUCGGGUCGUCAAAGACUUCGUCACAAUUCGGGACAAGGUCGACUCAAUCGAGCGAGUUUUGCGCUGGGCCCAAGUCGCGAUUCUGAAUCAUAAUCAGAACCACGAGCUGUACAUCCCGAGGGACGGGAAUGAUGAGGACGAUGCCGAGCUUCUCGAAAGAGAGGUAGAAAAUACCGAGGCGAAGUUUUCGCCCAACACGGUUGCCCUCGAGAUUAAAGGCCCUGACCUUCCUGAUCUGAGCUUCUAUGAUCUGCCCGGCGUGUUCGUCAAUGCACCUCAAGACAGCGACCAGUACCUUGUGCAUGUCGUUGAGAAUCUUACGAGGGAGUACAUCUCCCAUCCUGGUGCGAUCAUUUUGUGGGCGGUGCCCAUGAACAACGAUGCCAUGGUCUCGUCAACCUUCAAAAUCAUCCGGCAGAUGAAGGCUGAGAAGCGUUGUCUCGGUGUGAUGACGAAGGCCGAUCUUCUUCCCAAAGGAAACCACUCCCAGUGGAUUUCCAUGCUCCGAGGAGUCGACCACCCGACCGGAUUAGGCUAUUUCAUCACCUCCCGGCCGGACACAGAGGACCUGGUUGGGCAGGCUGCAUGGGAAGAGUCAUUUUUCAACAGAAGGGCCGAGUCUUCGUCGCUCAUGGAGACCCAACCCUGGCCGGCAGAGUUCGCCGAUUUCGAAGAGAGGUGUGGCGUCGUCCGGCUCAAGGAUUUUCUGUCUCAUAAGCUGGCCGAAGAGUUUGCGAAGAGUCUGCCGGUUAUCAAGGGCAUUCUUCAUCAACGACUUCAUAACGUCGUCAACCAGCUGAAGAAACUCCCCGAGCUCCCGCCAAAUCCCGAGCUUGAGAUCCGGAAGGGGCUUCUCGACUUCACCAACCUGGUCAACGCUCGUCUGAAGAGCCAGGAAUUCUCCGCACAAUGGGCCGUGAGUGCCGAAGAUUUCAAGAACGCGGUUCUAGCAAUGAAGCCCAAGGUUGUUGUUAAACCGGAGACUUCUGUCAUUGAUGUGGACUCGGAGAGUGUUGUCAGCAGUGGAAGUCCGCAACCGAAGCGUCGGUCCGCCACCGACCAUUAUUCGGACCUCCAGGCCACUCCUUCGAAGAGAAGGCCCAACAUCGGCGUCUUCAUGAGUGGCGCCAACGGCGCCGGCGCCGGCACUAGAUUUAAUAGUGUGAAGGCUGAAGAUGCUCCUGCCAGCCCAUACCAGGUAUCACCACGCGGACCGCGGGCGCUCUCAGUUGUUACAGCUCCAACUUCCGGUCCCAACGGAACCUCGAUCAACAAGACGCGCACCCUCCCCCAGAUACGGGACAUUCUCGUGUCGAAAAGGCGUCCCGGGAUGCCGAACGCCAUACCCCACGAGGUCUACGAGUUCCUCUGCAUGGAUGCAGUCAAACCAUGGAACAAGCCCUUGGCCGCUUUCCUCAAUGGGACGAUCCAACUCCUCCAGAGGGAGAUGAUGAGCGCCCUCGACCGCGCAUUCUCCGGCCUGAAGAAGCGAUUUGUGUUCCGCGAGUCGAAGAAGCACCUCGUCGACUUCGUCAAGAGCCACCGUGAGGUACUUACCGGGCAGCUCAUGCACGCCUACAAGACGGAGACGCACCGUCUCUACACGGUCAACAAUACCUUCUUUAACCACAAUCUGGAGGAGGAGAAGCGAAUCCUGGCUCGCCAUCGCCACCACUAUCGGUGGGCGGCGCACUGUGGCCAGGCUCCCGAGUCGCUUAAGCCCGUGGAACAGCUCAGCGAGGAGGAGCGGCUGCAGGAGCAGUCGAGGAUGCAGAAGGAGGCGGUCAAGAUGGGCAAGGACCCAUACGAGCAAGAAAUCGACGUCGUAGCCUAUGUCCGUGGCUAUUACCUCACCGCCGCCUUCCGUUUCAUCGAUAAUGUGAGCCUUCAUAUGACUUCGGGCCUGUUCCCGGUUGUCUCCGAGUCGGUCAACUUCCACUUGGACAAGAAACUCGGACUACUGGAUAAUGCUGCCCAAGCCUUGUUCGACCUCCUCAUGGAAGAGGAACCGAAGACGGCUGACCUGCGUAAGCAGCUUAAAGAAGACAAGAAGAAGUUCGACAAGGCCAUGGACUGCAUCCUCGCCCUGGAAAAGUCGGCGAGCGGGACAGCUGAAGAGAGCGAGACUGAUGGGUUUGAAGACCAGGAUGACGUUGAGCUUGACGUCGAGCUUGACGACGUCGAGCAGUCCAACGGUCAAGCCUCCGAACUCGGCGACCCAUACCCUGCGUCCUCUCUGGCCCAAGAGGAAGAGUUCUGA
Molecule: messenger RNA, 2838 nt
Organism: Phialemonium atrogriseum
Lineage: Eukaryota; Fungi; Ascomycota; Sordariomycetes; Cephalothecales; Cephalothecaceae
Product: P-loop containing nucleoside triphosphate hydrolase protein
Exons: 4
Coding region: 1-2838 (945 amino acids)
Cellular component (GO): membrane; microtubule; cytoplasm
Molecular function (GO): GTPase activity; GTP binding; microtubule binding
Source: RefSeq, a predicted model, not a curated record